Messenger RNA from Rotaria socialis, 852 nucleotides. Lineage: Eukaryota; Metazoa; Rotifera; Eurotatoria; Philodinida; Philodinidae. The record is from the annotation of a GenBank genome assembly.
AUGUCUACUGAAAGUCGAGUUCAUUUUCAACUAUUACCUGUGGAACUUCUUCAUAAAAUUUUUGAUUGUCUCAAGGCAGAAACAAUUGUUUUUUCCAUGCGUCGUGUAUGCAAACAGCUUUAUUCUAGUGCUAAUGCUUGUAAUAGAUAUGAAUUAGAUUUUCGUUAUAUUUCAAAAUCUGAUCUACCUCUUCUGGCACAUAUUAUUGAUCCUAACGCUAUUAUUUCACUUAUACUUUCAAAGACAGAAACAGAACGAUCAAUUCGAUCAUUGCUUAAACACUUUCGUACCGAUUUUACUAAACUACAAUCCUUGACUUUGUUUAACUUAUACGACAGAGACUUGAAAGUAAUUCAAAAGCGUAUCAUAAAAUAUCCGCUUAAAACAUUCUCAAUAUUCAAUGAUUUAUGUUAUAUUAGAAAAACUGAAGCAUAUAUAUCAAACAUUCUAUUGCAUAAAGAUCUUCGUAAAAUCGAAGUCAAACUAGAUUUCAAUAGCAUCGAUAUAAUUGAUUGGCCCAUAUCGUGUGGAUUAGAACAUGUGAUAAUUGAUAACUGUAGCUCAACUACAGUUUACGUAAUUCUUAAUCGCUCACCUAAUCUAGGGACUCUGGUUAUAUCAGAUAAUUACUUCGAAAAUUCUAAAGAAACUAUCACUAAUGAUAAACAGUUCAAUAGUGUAAUAUCUCUCUCAUUGGCCAUUGGUGAGAAUAUAGCGAUGGAAAAUAUUCGGUUAUUACUUUCAUGUUUACCGUGUCUAGCACAUCUUCGAUUGAUUUCCAAAACAUUGGGAAGAUCUUAUCACAGCAAAGGUUACUCUAUUGAAGAAAUUUCAAUUCUCGUUCUUUGGUAA